CCUCAGCUCACUCUAUUCCACGCCCACGGCGCCUGCUCCCUGGUCCUCUGCAUGCUCCUCAAAUAUGUCGAUCUUCCAUUUAACUCCGUGCUUCUUGUGGCGGGCCCGGACGGUGGCGAGGCCGCUGAUGGCUCCUUCAACAGCGCCGAAUACCGUGCUAUCCACCACAGCGCAUACGUACCGGCUCUCAAGAUCACUCCAGACGGCAUCGUCAUUACUGAGCUGGUAGCCAUCGCUUUCUACAUCUCCAGGCUGGUGCCCGAGAGAAAGCUCAUUCCAGCGUCAGCUGUGGGCGAGGCCCAAUUCUUGCAAUGGAUGACAUGGCUGACCGGAACAUUGCACGGCCAAGGCUAUGGCAUGGUGUACCGACCUACCCGUUUCGCUGCCCCGGAUCUUGACGUCGUCAAUGAUAACAUCUUGGCCGCCAUCAGGGAGACCGGACGGCGCAAGGUCCUCGCGUGCUAUGAGUGGAUUGAGUCGAAUUUGUCGGACGAUGGCCACAUGAUUGGUGGAGAACUAUCCAUCGUAGACUUCUACUUGGUGGUGUUCUAUGGCUGG
This is a messenger RNA of Cryphonectria parasitica EP155, 558 nucleotides long. RefSeq lists its product as uncharacterized. Lineage: Eukaryota; Fungi; Ascomycota; Sordariomycetes; Diaporthales; Cryphonectriaceae. The annotation marks the transcript as partial. The record is from RefSeq and is a predicted model, not a curated record. The transcript is spliced from 4 exons.